Molecule: messenger RNA, 1464 nt
Organism: Fonsecaea nubica
Lineage: Eukaryota; Fungi; Ascomycota; Eurotiomycetes; Chaetothyriales; Herpotrichiellaceae
Exons: 2
Coding region: 1-1464 (487 amino acids)
Biological process (GO): cytoplasm to vacuole targeting by the Cvt pathway; autophagy
Cellular component (GO): phagophore assembly site
Molecular function (GO): phosphatidylinositol binding
Source: RefSeq, a predicted model, not a curated record
AUGGAUGACCACGGCGAAUUCGACAGCGUCUCAUGGCAACGAGAAGAUACGCCGGAAGGGGAAUCCUCAGCUCCAUUUCACGGCAAUUUGCCAGAUAGAUCCGUCAGCGCGCCGCGAAGCGACAGCAUAUCCAGCGAACCACAGGCAGGUGAACAUGCGGACAAUGUCGACCUGGGUGGCAUAGGUCGCGACGGUAUUUUAGAAGUUACCGUUGACUCACCACUAAAGGAGAACGAUGGGACAAAAGAUGCGUAUGUUUCGUAUCAGGUUACCACUCAUACAGAUUUCAAGUCCUUUCAGAAAAGCGACUUUGCCGUGCGGCGACGCUUCACAGACUUUGUCUUCCUCCGACAGACGUUGCACAGAGACUAUCAAGCCUGCGCGAUCCCGCCCCUACCGGAGAAGAAUAACAUGGCUUACGUUCGGGGAGACCGGUUCAGUACAGAAUUCACCCAGCGGAGGGCUUGGUCGUUACAUCGCUUCCUCAAAAGGUGUACUCUACACCCAGUGUUACGAAGAGCUCCCAUAUUACUAUUGUUCCUGGAAACCGGGGAUUGGAAUGCACAGAUGCGAUUGAGACCAUCGCGAAGCAACACACUGGGUGAGGGUGGCGCGAGUAACCCAUCGGCUCCGCCAGGGUUCUUCGAUAACGUCGCAGAUACCAUGUUAAACGCCUUCUCCAAAGUGCACAAGCCCGACAAACGGUUUAUUGAAGUGACGGAGCGUGCCAACAAACUCGAUGAAGACUUGUCGCAUGUCGAGAAGAUUAUCGCCCGCGUCGCCCGCAGAGAAGGGGACCUCGAAGCCGAUUAUGCCGACCUCGCCAACAAUAUGCGCAGAUUGACUCCACUAGAACCAGCCAUCGAAGCCCCCCUCCAGACCUUUGCUGGGUGUGUGGAAGAAACGUCGAGGGGUUGGAAACAGCUGAAGGACCAUACAGAUCAAAAUUACCUGGGAAGCCUCCGAGAUAUGGAAGCCUAUAUCAACUCUGUCAAGUCGCUUCUGAAGACGCGCGAGCAGAAGCAACUCGAUUUCGAAGGCCUCACAGAGUACCUACAGAAAUCCACUUCGGAACGAGACAUGUUGGCGUCAAGUAAUCCUUAUUCACAUGGCAGCAACCUGAACCCUGCCACAUUCAUUCGCAACAAGGUCGAGGACAUGCGCGGAGUUGACCAUGAGACGGCCCGCCGCGAGCGCGCUCGCAAACUAGAACUCAAAAUCGCCGAGCUCAACCGAGAGGUCGACAGUGCAAAGUCUACGAGCGAGAUGUUUGACGAGCAGGUAGUCCGCGAGGUUGCGGAUUUCGAAAGGAUCAAGGGAGUGGAGUUCCGGGACAGCCUGGGAGCUUUGGCAAUGCAGCAUAUGGAAUUUUACCAAAAUGUUAUCUCGACGUGGGAAAGAUUCCUGGUCGAUAUGGAUGCUGACAAGCACAUACACAAGGACAAGGGAAGGGCUGCUGCAUAG